Molecule: messenger RNA, 357 nt
Organism: Parnassius mnemosyne (clouded apollo)
Lineage: Eukaryota; Metazoa; Arthropoda; Insecta; Lepidoptera; Papilionidae
Source: the annotation of a GenBank genome assembly
AUGGGUGGUACUAGUUUGGCUACAUCCAGCCGGAUAGUAAAGAGAGUGUCUCAAGCAAUUGUUUCCCUACGUCGAGAAUUCAUUAUAUUUCCUGAUACAAACAGAGACCAAGACAGAGUUAAGAUAGACUUCUAUGAUAUAGCUAGAUUCCCUAAUGUACUAGGCUGUAUUGAUUGCACACAUGUAAAAAUUCAGUCACCAGGUGGAGAUGAUGCUGAACUAUUUAGAAACAGGAAAGGCUACAUGUCCAUAAAUGUCCAAACAAUUGCAUCAGCAAAGUUGUUGACAAGCAAGACUCCAGAUUUCUUGGUUAAAUAUCUUCACUCCCUCGGUGGUAUUUCCACAACGAAUAUUUAA